Diuraphis noxia (Russian wheat aphid) is the source of this 1629-nucleotide messenger RNA. RefSeq names its product venom protease-like. Gene Ontology annotation, biological process: proteolysis. Gene Ontology annotation, molecular function: serine-type endopeptidase activity. Lineage: Eukaryota; Metazoa; Arthropoda; Insecta; Hemiptera; Aphididae. The record is from RefSeq and is a predicted model, not a curated record.
UGUUCCUUAAACGUUGGCAUUAUAUGAUACUCUUCAGGAAAUAACUAUUAUCAUUGUAUUUUAGUAGAUACCUACUAACAUAAUAGUUCUAAUAGUUUUGUGCGAAAUGAAGAAUCUUACAAGCUUACAAUUUAUAUUUUUGCUGUUUAUUGUAAUAAGUAUAGUGCAUUUAGGACGUUGUGCACCACAAAAUAAAGCUAAUGUGACAAAUAAAAUUGUUUUUCCAUCAGAUGAUCAACCCAAAGGUACGGAAGCAUAUUCGGCCGCUGAAAUGUGCAGUGAGUAUUCACAGUUGAUUUACAAUUAUAUAAAGGAUCCAGUAUUAUUGGCGGGUCAUGACCAUUUUAUUAAAGUUAAAGAUUGUCAUACUGUCUUAACCUUAAUCGUUAACGGCUCUAGGGCUGAUCCAAAAGAAUUUCCACACAUGGCUUUGUUGGGUUAUAGCAAKAAUCCCAAAAAUAAUGCAUGGGCCUGCGGGGGAUCACUGAUUAGCAAUAGAUGGAUACUUUCCGCAGCACACUGUGAAAAACUUGACGACAAAACGUUCGUGCGCUGGGCACGCCUUGGAGAACUCAACUAUUUGUCGGAAACYGACGACGCCAGACAAAUGGACUACCAAAUUGACCAACGCAUAGUGCAUCCAAAUUAUCAACCGCCGUCAUUGUACAACGAUAUAGCGUUAUUCCAUUUGGAUCAGGAAGUAAAGUUUUCUGCGUACGUACGGCCCAUUUGUCUUAACGCAGAUCCAAAAUUGCAGUCGAGUCCUUCGCAUACGRYGAUAGCAACUGGUUGGGGACAGAUAUACUUUAACGGUCCAGCUAGUCCGGAUCUGUUAAAAGUGACUUUGAACAUGAUUCCUGCAAACUUGUGCAAAAKCAACUAUGCGUCGAUCGGGACAACUCAGUUGGCGAACGGAAUACUCGAAGAAAGCAUGAUGUGUGCGGGCUAUGAGAAUGGUGAAAAAGACACAUGUGGGGGCGAUUCUGGUGGUCCGCUUCAAAUACCCCACAGCAAUUACUCGUGCAUGUACACGCAAGUAGGCAUCACGUCGUUCGGUAAGCUGUGUGCCAAGAAGAAUUCACCAGGCGUUUACACAAGAGUGUCCAAGUUUUUGCCGUGGAUCGAACGAAUCGUUUGGCCCAAAAUAUCUGCCUGAAAUUAACAUAAUUUAGAUUAAUUGUACGCCACAUUCACACGUGUUGCCUGCACUGUCUAACAAACGUUGUUGCAACAUGGUUAAUUUAUUAAUUGUCGUUCAUAAUAAUACAUUUACUAUGUGUAAGUUCUAAAAUAAGUAAGUUUUCUGUUAUAAAAUUUAAAGGUAAGAUUAUUACCUAGGCCUUUAGGGUGYCUUGGAGGCUUUUAUUGAUAUAUUCUUUAUUAAGAAGCAAGUUAUAAUCUUUUUGCUACUGUAAGUUGUUUAUACAUUUUAAAAUGACCAUAACUUACUUUAAAAUAAUGAUUUUAAUAACAUUCUUCAAGACGAUCCAUAUCAGAGGUAUUCAAAUGAUUUCAUCUCACGACUCCUUUGUAUAUUCACAAAAUUUUGAUAGCUCCCUAAUUAUAAAUGACAAAAAACUAAUAUUUAUAAUUUAUAUUAAUUAUAUAAAUAAAAAUAUUCAUAUUUCA